AUGAGGGAUACGGUUGAGUUUUGUGUUAGUACGUGUUUUGUGAUUGGAGGUGAUGAUGAUGUAGCUGUGACGUUGAUGAAUAUUUUGAUUUCUGGUUGUUUAUGUAGUCAUGGUUUUGGGUGUUCAAUCGUUUGUAGGGUGUAUAUGAGGGAUACGGUUGAGUUUUGUGUUAGUACGUGUUUUGUGAUUGGAGGUGAUGAUGAUGUAGCUGUGACGUUGAUGAAUAUUUUGAUUUCUGGUUGUUUAUGUAGUCAUGGUUGUGAGUGA
This is a messenger RNA of Heterobilharzia americana, 267 nucleotides long. The record is from the annotation of a GenBank genome assembly. NCBI's taxonomy places the organism in Eukaryota, Metazoa, Platyhelminthes, Trematoda, Strigeidida, Schistosomatidae.